CAGGUCACUUUCAACAUGGAGAGUGGAGCAGGGAAGCAUUGGACUGAGGAGGAGGUUAAAGCCUUGUUAAGCGUCUGGUCAGAAAAAAAUAUCAGAAAGCAACUCCACGGCACCCUGAGGAAUAAAGGAAUAUUUAUCUACAUUGCUAAAAGGUUGCAGGAGUUAGGAGUUUGCAGGGAUUGGAAACAGUGCCGUGCAAAGUAUAAAAAUCUGAAGUAUGAAUACAGAACGGUUAAAUAUGCCCACAACUCUGGGGAUGUCACAAAAACCAUGAAGUUUUUCCAUGAUCUGGAUGCCAUAUUGCGCUAUGAACCUGUCACACAAUUAGCAGCAGAAGAAAACGGCAGGUGUUCUGCGACUGAGACGCAGCCGAACACAAGCCCCACAACAGAGAGCACGCAAGGUAAAAUAACAGUUUCUUUAGAAGAUGAUGAGGAUGCUCCAGGAGAUCCACUACUUUUUAUGUCCCAUGUCAGACCAGUUCAACUAGGUCAUGCAACGGCAGCAAUAGAGGCUUCCAAAACACCGGUUUUUAUUCCAACAGUAGCAAAUGAAGGAGGAAAACACUGGACUGUUAAUGAAGUCAGAGCUUUGAUAUGCGUAUGGUCAGACAAAACUAUCCAGCAACAACUGGAGGGGACAGUGAGAAAUAAAAGAAUAUUUGAACAGGUUGCUGCUAGACUUCAAAAGUUCGGAAUUGACAGGGACUGGAAGCAGUGCAGGACAAAAUAUAAAAAUCUGAAACAUGAAUACAAGAGUGUAAAAAGUGCCCAAGACUCAGGGAUUGCAAGUAAAAGUAUGAAAUUUUUUAAUGAACUGGAUGCUAUUCUGGGGCACAGCACCAUGGAACAAGCAAGUAAAUCAGAUAAUGAUGAAAGUGAGAGGCCUCCAGAAUGGACAGAAGCAAAAUCAGAAAAGGAUUCCAUAGAAAUGCCUGGAGACACAGGUGAAGAGGACUCUGUUAGUAAUAUGUCAGAAGAACUACGGGUUGCAGAUAUAAAGAAAGUUUCUGACUCAGAGCAGCAAAUGCCCACCCGAGAAGGAAAAGACAGAGAAAUCCUUGAAGAUGAUGGGGACUUUGCCAGCUCCACCCCAGCAGCUCCGGAAGCUACACAAAUAAAGAAGGAGACGAUUGACAUAGAUGACGAUUCUAUAAGCACUACCUCAGAAGACAGAUCUUGUACGCCAGUAGCAAAACGGAUAGUCGGGACAGACAAUCACAUUCCCUUGGAAGAAACACAGAAUCACUUUAAAGUUAUUACAGUUAAUGAUACUGGAGCAGGCAAACACUGGAGUGAUAAUGAAGUCAGAGCUCUGAUAAACAUAUGGUCAGAUGAAAAGAUACAACAAAUGCUUGAAGGGGCCACAAGAAAUAAAGAAAUAUUUGAGGAAAUUGCCAGAAGGUUAAUGAAACGUGGUAUAGACAGAGACUGGAAACAAUGUCGCACAAAGUACAAGAACCUAAAAUAUGAAUACCGCGCGCUGCAGAAGGAAAAUGAGCAUCUUGGUAAUCCCAGGAGAAAAAUGAGAUUUUACGAUGAAGUUGACUGUAUCUUAAGAAGACAGCCUCUGGGUCCCUCGGGCUGGGGAUGUGAAAGUUCAAGUCUCCUAUCAGUUUCAGUGGGAGAUAUUACAGCAAACACAGGAUCCUUGGGUAUCAAGAGGAAAACAUGGACUGAUGAGGUGUCACCUGUUCCACUUAAGAAAAGUGCUUCUGAAAACACCAUACUCCACUUCCAAAAACUAUUAACAGAGAGAGUGCACACAGUAACAGAAGGCAAAAAGUUACUGUUAGAAAGGCUUUGUAAGCAGGAAGAAAUGCAAGACCUGAACAGAACACAGCUGUAUGCUGAUCCAUCAGCCAUACAACAGGUUGGUCUAAUGAACUUUCUACAAAAUUAUGACAUUCCAAAAAGGAGGAGAAAAAUAGCUGCUGUCCAAUUACCUCCUGAGAGGGAUGCCACCUCUUCUACACCUUACACGAACCUAAGUCAGUUUUACAUCGCCAUAGACAUGUCAGGUAGACAAGAAGUUUCACUCUAUCGCGGUGAUGGCGGCCGGCAGCAGGGGCGGAUGCGACACAAGCGAGAUGCAGCCGAGGUCCACAACGGGUCCCAGAGCUGCUCCUCCGGCCGGGCCGGGCCGGGGGAAGCCGGCAGGCGGCGGGGCGUUCCUUGCUCUUUGCCGCCCGCUCCUUCCUCCCGCGGCCGCCGCCGCGGCCGGGCCCGCCAGCGAGACGCCGCUUUUCGGAGGGUCCAUCCCCAUCCCGACCCCGACUCCCCCCCCCCCCCCCCGCCCGCCCCUUACCUGUGCUGCAGCCCCACCAGUCCCAGGGUGAUGACAUGGGGCACGUCCAGCUCGGUGGGCCAGGCGCCGGAGGCGAUGCAGCCGAACACGCCGCACUCCUCACGGAUGCCCAGCUCCUCCAGCUCCAUGGCGCCGGCGGCACGUGGCGGCAGGCGGCCCCGCUCCCGCUCUCGCUGCCGGCCCCGCUGUGGCGGCUCCCGCGCGCAGCCGCCGGUGCCUGCAGCCGCUCCCGCCGCCGCCAUGGCACCCGCAGCAUCAGACCUGAAACUUGGUAAGAAAGUUAAUGAAGGUAAGACGAAGGAAGUGUACGAGCUGCCGGAUAUGCCGGGCUGCGUCCUCAUGCAGUCGAAAGACCAAAUAACGGCGGGGAACGCGGCCAGGAAGGACCGCAUGGAGGGGAAGGCUGCCAUUUCCAACACCACCACCAGCUGCGUGUUUCAGCUGCUGCAGGAGGCGGGAAUCAAAACAGCUUUCGUCAGGAAACAGAGUGACACAGCAUUCAUAGCAGCUCACUGUGAAAUGAUCCCUAUUGAAUGGGUGUGCAGAAGAAUUGCUACUGGUUCAUUCCUCAAAAGAAACCCUGGUGUCAAAGAAGGCUAUAAGUUUUACCCACCCAAAAUCGAGAUGUUCUACAAGGAUGAUGCUAAUAACGAUCCACAGUGGUCCGAGGAGCAGCUAAUUGAAGCAAAAUUCUGUUUUGGUGGGCUCACUAUUGGCCAGACUGAAGUGGAUAUUAUGGCUCGUUCUACUCAAGCUAUUUUUGAGAUCCUGGAAAAAUCAUGGCAGCCCCAAAACUGCACUCUGGUAGACCUGAAGAUUGAAUUUGGUGUUAAUAUUCUGACAAAAGAAAUUGUUCUUGCUGAUGUUAUUGACAAUGAUUCAUGGAGACUGUGGCCAUCAGGAGACAGAAGCCAGCAGAAGGACAAACAGUCCUACCGGGACCUGAAAGAAGUGACUCCUGAAGCCCUGCAAAUGGUUAAGAGAAACUUUGAAUGGGUUGCAGAAAGAGUAGAGUUGCUUCUGAAAACAAAGAGCCAAGGUAGAGUUGUGGUGUUGAUGGGAUCCCCUUCUGACCUCAGUCACUGUGAAAAAAUAAAAAAGGCAUGUGCAACCUUUGGAAUUCCUUGUGAGUUAAGAGUGACCUCUGCUCACAAAGGGCCAGAUGAAACCCUGAGGAUCAAAGCAGAAUAUGAAGGAGAUGGAAUCCCAACAGUGUUUGUUGCUGUAGCUGGCAGAAGCAAUGGUUUGGGGCCAGUAAUGUCUGGUAACACUGCUUAUCCGGUUGUCAACUGUCCUCCGCUCUCAGCUGACUGGGGUACUCAGGAUGUGUGGUCCUCUCUCAGACUACCCAGUGGUCUGAGCUGUCCUACCACUCUGUCACCUGAAGGAGCUGCCCAGUUUGCUGCCCAGAUAUUUGGGUUAAACAACCAUUUGGUGUGGGCCAAACUGCGAUCAAACAUGUUAAACACCUGGAUCUCGCUGAAGCAGGCUGACAAAAAACUUCGAGAGUGCACCUUGUAAGUCAUACAAACAAGUAACUCUUACUAGUUACGCAAAGAUAAUGGCGUGCAUAUUCGUUCCUAUUAGGAUUUCCUUUUGGAUGAGCUGAAAAGUCCUGCGUCCUUUCUUACAGAAGAAAGCAUUGUUAGAGCAGCAGAUGAAGUCUGUUGUGCCCUAUCCUUCCCUUGUGUAUUUUUUUAAUAUAACAACUUAGUAAAAGAUGGGGAAGUAGUAUUUUAGGUAUCUCUUUCUGUUGCUCCAUAAUGGUGCUGUUCUGCUUUGUAGUGUAUACUGUUAACUACAGACUGUCAAGAGAAUGAUUUGGUGCGAUCUAAAUAGAAUUCAACUAGUCUUCUGUAUUUCUGUAACAGUCACAUUCUUCCAUAGUAAUUAUGUAUGUCUUGAACCUUAUUAACUCAACUGGACUGCUAACUAAAGCCAGUGCUGAUGCUGUUCUGCUUGCAAUGAUGGUAUGCUUUCUUUAGCAAUAAAAUGGCAACAUACGCUGUAUUAAUAGGAAAGGGGGCUGGAAAAAUGUUUUAAGAGCCUGAAAAUAAAUACUUGCCUUAUUUAAAAAAUGUAUAUACAUACAUGUGUGGGGGGUUUUUUAAGUGUGUGUAUACAUAACCCAUUGAUAAAGCUGACACCAAUUCUCUUGUUCGUUAACAAGCUAUAAACACGAGCGGUUUGAAUGAACUGUAACUAGGCUUGUUGCCUUCUUGCUGCAACUCUUGCCUGGUCCAGUCUUUGCCCUUUUAAAUGCUAGGCAGAUCUCUACCUUCAGUUGUUCUAAAGGGCCUAUGUGAUGUUGUCAGACUGUCUUCAUACAUGUCAAUAACUCUAGCUAUUCUAUAUCUAUAUUUCCUCAUUGUUUCUAUGGGAAAUCUUACUGAACUGAAGGGGGGAAUAAAGAGUAAAGCAACAAACUACUGGGGGGAAAUGUAAGCAUGACUGUCUUGUCUUUGCACACACUGAUCUUCUGAGUAGGUACGAUUCUAACAAAUAUGCAAUUACUCAAUGUAUGUAACUUUCAUGCUUUUACAAUUAUAAAUAAACUAUUGAAUUCAAAGCUUC
This is a messenger RNA of Chroicocephalus ridibundus (black-headed gull), 4881 nucleotides long. It is a transcript of the gene PAICS, whose product is annotated as phosphoribosylaminoimidazole carboxylase and phosphoribosylaminoimidazolesuccinocarboxamide synthase. Bases 16 to 3828 code for a protein of 1270 amino acids. Gene Ontology annotation, biological process: 'de novo' IMP biosynthetic process. Gene Ontology annotation, molecular function: phosphoribosylaminoimidazolesuccinocarboxamide synthase activity. Gene Ontology annotation, cellular component: cytosol. The record is from RefSeq and is a predicted model, not a curated record. NCBI's taxonomy places the organism in Eukaryota, Metazoa, Chordata, Aves, Charadriiformes, Laridae. The transcript has 21 exons.